Neoarthrinium moseri is the source of this 2076-nucleotide messenger RNA. RefSeq lists its product as uncharacterized. Bases 1 to 2076 code for a protein of 691 amino acids. The record is from RefSeq and is a predicted model, not a curated record. NCBI's taxonomy places the organism in Eukaryota, Fungi, Ascomycota, Sordariomycetes, Amphisphaeriales, Apiosporaceae. The transcript has 2 exons.
AUGUCGGGAGUCAGGAACCUCCGCGCCAUGUUUGAGCAGAAGGGCGGCGAGCCGGGAAACAGCCCGCCAGACGACAGAGGUCGCUCCCCAGGUCCCAAUGGACUUGCAUCCUUCGGCUCGCCCACUCCCUCACAAUCUCCCCGCCCGCUGUCCAAAGUGCGAACCAGCUUCGUUGCCGUAGAGAAGGACGGCCGCAUAGGACUCCGACGCGAACCCAGCGGCGACUCCAUCUCCGUGUCCAGCAGGAGGAUGAGCAACGAGACGGAGAGCACCACCCCGGCCGCGCUGCCCGACAAGAGCGACCCCUUCACCGACAGCAUGGCCAAGAACGCCGCCUCGUUCAAGACCAACCUGUCCAACCACCCCAUCCCCGAAUCUCCGAGGCAAGACUCGCCCGCCAGCUUCUCCCCCAAGAAGGGAACCGAGACCCCCGAGGUCACACACGGCCCGAACCCCGACAAGAUCGUGGACGAGGAGGAGACCAGGACCAAGCUCACCCCCGCGGAUCCUACCGUCAAGGCCGCCGUCAAUGGCAAAUUACUCGGCCUUGACGCCGCGACCGAGGCUAAGGACAAGCACAAGGACAAGGCCAAGAGCACUGCUACCGUUGGCAAGCCUGCACCCAGGGCUACCCCUAUUUCCACGUCGUCCAAGGCCGCCGCGAAGCCCUUGAAAUCCCCAUCGGCACCCGCACCCGCACCCAAGGCCCCGGCCAAGGAUGCGGCAAAGGGCCCCGAGAAGAAGCCCGCGGCCCCUGUCUCGAAGGGCGACACCCCCAAGAAGGCUGCCGCGCCAGCCCCCAAGCCAACAACGUCAUCUGGCAAGAAGCCUGCCGCCCUUGAGCUGUCGCCUUCGAGCACUGGCUUUGUCAAGCCGAAACCCAAGUCGCCUACUCGUCCUGUCAAGCUUCCUUCAAGCCUGACGGCCCCUACAGCUGCAUCCGCCUCUAGGUUGGGUGGCUCCAAUGCCGCGGCCCCGAAACAGCCAGCCUCCCACGCGUCCGGCUCCCUGGGUGUCCCAGCUUCGUCCCACCGACCCUCCAGCAGAACCAGCACCUCGACCGCGGGGACAGUUACCGCUGGCAAGACCUUGAAACGACAGAGCUCUACCAUCAACAGGCCAAGACCGAGCUUGGGUCCUCCUCCCAAGCCGGCCGCUAAGGACCACCCUGUCGCCCGGAAGGAAAGCCAAGCAGAUGACAGCUUCUUGGCACGUAUGAUGCGGCCGACGCAGGCUAGUUCAAGCAAGACCCACGACAAGACGACGCCCGUCACGCCACCUCGAAAGCAGAGCGCCCCGUCGACGGUCAAGAAGCCGGCAAGCAGGGAUGGCGAGGGAAGUGCGAAGAGGGCCACGGCCAAGGUCGCCGAGGUGGGCAAGCCCAAGGAAACCAUCAAGAAACCGACUGUAGGCAAGGGGACCCCUGCCAAGGCCAAGGACGCAACCAAGAUGGCAGACACGACCAAAGACACCGCUGCUCCCGCCAUUGCCGAGCCGACAACAAAGGCGGUCGCCCCAGUCGUGGCCCAGGCGGAGAGCGCUGAGGAAGUUAUCGAAGCGGCCGCGAUUUCGAAAGAUACUGCCAUCACUCCCGUCGUGGAAAAGCAGGAGGAGGAGGAGGAGGAGGAGGAGGAGGAGGCCCAAUCUGUGCCGGUUGCGGCAGCAGUGGACAAGCCAGCCGUUGACUCCGCAGAAAAACCACUCUCAAUGGUCGAGGCGCCCGAGGUGACCAAGGAGCCUGCGGUGGCCAAGGAGCCUGCGGUUGUCAAGGAGAGGCCUGCGGAAUCCGCAGACGAGGCCUCAUCGUCCCAGGAGACGGCCGCGGCUGCGGAACAGAGCCCGGCUGCAACCGUACCAGCAGUCACUGCUGACCCAGAAAAGGUGGAGGACAUUGAAGAUGUUAUCCAUCUGAGCUCGGGGAAGCCAGUCGAGGAAGACAAAAACGUCCCUGAGCACACCGACAUACCACUUGAGAAGACGGUCGACGGCGCGAUCAGCGAGGCACCCGCAGCUUCGGAAGAGCCCAAGACCGAGGGCGCCCCAAACACCGAGGAUGUCGAGACAGUGACUGCAUAG